CUCAUUUCCUGAUUGGCUGACUGGAAGGUGCCACAGAUAAUUGAGCGGAGGAGACUUCAGUCUUUUGACAGCCACUACGACCUGUUACCCUUCAAAGCGUCGGUCCACGUGGGAACGCAGUCAUGGAGCUACUGGUUCGCUAUCUGGACCGCAGCAAUUUAAAUAACUCCAUGCUGACUUCAGAGGUUUUCAAAGAGGAGAACCUGAGAGAUGACCUGAAGUACUACUUCAUGAGCCCGUGUGAGAAGUACCGGGCCCGGCGACACAUACCCUGGAAACUGGUGGUGCAGAUUCUGAAAAUCGUCAUGAUCACAACACAGCUCAUCCUGUUCGGCCUCAGCAACCAGCUGGUGGUGUCCUACAAGGAGGAGAACAUGAUGACCCUCAAAAACCUUCUCCUGAAGGACUACACCGGCGUGGACGAGGAUGACUACAGUGUUGCUGUCUACACCCAACAACAUGUCUAUGACAGUCUGUUCUAUGUCCUGGAUCAGUACAGCCAGUUGGGCCGGCUCUCUGUGGGUCCCCUCAGUUACGGAGAGGAUGAACACGGCGAUGUGCUGCCGCUUAUCAUCUGUAAAGAAUAUUACAAGAGGAGCAGCGUGGAGCCCUCAAACGAGGCGUAUGAUAUAGACGCCCAGCUGGAGACAGUUUGUAUGUCACAUGAUCCAAAGACCGCAAACCAAUGGAAAACCCAGAACUCAUCCUUUUUUGAUUUGGACUUUUACCGGCUUGUUGACAUUAAAAUAACCUUCCAGCUCAGCGGCAUCAACCUCCAGACUGUGCGUUCACGGGAGUUACCUGACUGCUACUCGUUCUACAUUAUGAUAACGUUUGACAACCAGUGUCACAGUGGGAAGGUGAACAUAUUCCUGGACAUAGACUCUCAGAGCUGUCCGUGUCAAGACUGGAAGAUAUCUGGGACAGCUCAGAAGAACACGCACUAUCUGCUGGUGUUUGACGGCUUUGUCAUUGCUGUUUGCCUCACAUCGGCUGUGCUGUGCAGCCGCUCCAUCGUACUUGCGGUCAGGCUACUUCAGAGAUUCUCCAGAUUCUUCCAUGAGAACUACAGUCGUAAAGUGUGUGAUGAUGACCAGAAUGAGUUUCUGAAUGGCUGGUAUGUGCUGGUCAUUGUCAGCGAUCUCUUGGCCAUAAUUGGCUCUAUACUGAAGAUGGAAAUACAAGCAAAGAGUCUGACCAAUUAUGAUGUGUGCAGUAUCUUUCUUGGAACAUCUACUUUAUUGGUGUGGGUAGGCGUGAUCAGGUACCUGGGAUACUUCCAGAAAUACAAUGUAUUGAUUUUAACUAUGAAAGCAGCCUUCCCCAAGGUCCUGCGUUUUUGCUGCUGUGCCGGUAUGAUCUACCUCGGCUACACCUUCUGUGGAUGGAUUGUACUGGGGCCAUACCAUGAGAAGUUUGAGGGCCUGAGUCGUGUAGCGGAGUGCCUGUUCUCCCUCUUGAACGGCGACGACAUGUUCACCACCUUCGCCCAGCUGAAGGACAAAAACACUUUGGUGUGGCUCUUCAGCCGGGCCUACCUCUACUCCUUUAUCUCCCUGUUCGUCUACAUGGUGCUGUCGCUCUUCAUCGCCCUCAUCACCGACUCCUAUGAGACCAUCAAGAGGUUCCAAAGAGAUGGCUUCCCGCUGACGGACCUGCAAAAGUUCCUCAAAGAGCACAAAGAUUUUCCUGUUGCAGAGGAGAGCAGUCAGAGCGAUAUCCACAUCAGAUACUCUGUGUUGUGCUGCUGCCAACGAAUUCCAGAAAUUGACGAUGUUGUACUGAUCAGCUGACGGCUGUUCCACUGCCAAGUGAACCCGGAUCAGGAAGGAGGAAGCUGAAAACAUGACCGUACACGUCUGAUGCCGACUUCGAGAUCAAACCAUCCACUGCAAAAUCCUUGACUGGGCAGAGUUACUGAUUCUGUGAAGUGCAAUAUGAAAGGAACGCGUAUCAAGUACCCUCUCCUUAACAUGGAACUUGAAGCGGAAAUCAAAUCUGUUUCAGAACGGUAUCAACUGAAGCUCAGGAGGCUGUUUAAGUUCACUGGGCCUUUUGUAAUGUCUGUACAUGCAUGUAUUUGCCAGAGAACUGAAUACAGUGCUAAUAUUUUCAUUUGUCCAUUGUGACUGUCUCCCUUUUAUCCUGCAAGUGUACAAGUUUAGCAUUCUUUUUAUUUGAGUCCAAACAGUAGAUCACAAUAUUAAAUCGGCAGUGGUGGGAACGUGAUUAUUAAAUAUUAACAUUACAACACUUUCCUUAUGAGCUCUGUAAAAAUGUGUAGUGCUCCAAAGGUUUCUGCAAAACACAUUCACAGCUGAGAUUAGUAAAAUGACCAAACCAGAACUACAGUGAGUCAGCUUUAUCAGCAAAUCUACACCAAUUGUUGAAGUUGAGCCAAGCCAGAGCACGACUGAGUACUGUGCUUCUAAUUUGAUCAAAUUAAAUGUGUUUUCUUAAAUUCCAUAACAACCUGGAUAAAAUUCAAGGAGUUGCCAACAAACAGUGGGCUACUUUUUAUUCUGUCUUCAAAACAUCUUUGUUGAUUUCAGUCUGGCUGUGACAAUUGUGUGCUUAUAUUUUUCCUAUAUCCUCCUGAGAACCGAGGGAAAAGUGUCUUCCAACUUCUUACUUUUUGCGAUUUCCUACCUGUUUAGAGUUAAAUAAACAGCUUACUAUUCAAACAUUUUGAAAAUUAUAAAAUAUUUUUGAUUUAAAAAUGUUCAGUAUGUCCAAUGUAGUGGACCUCGGGACAAUUUUUGUGUGAAAAGAUGACAAAAUAUAGAAGAUAAACUAACAAAUUAUGUCUGUAGUGAUAUUAAACCAAUAAUCGGUCAACUUGACUAUUAGACAAUCAUUUAUCAUCUGGAUUGUUUUGCUUGUUGGUUGAAGGAUGGUAGAACAUUUGUUAUUAAAACUGAAUGUCUUAUGUCCAGAACUAACUUGGAACCAAUAUAUUUAUUUUGAUUACCUAAACUAAUCUUUUGUUCAUUCUUUACUGUUCAUUUAUUAUUUUGCAGGUUUUAUUUUUAGCUUUAGAUAUUCCUGGAAAUGUAGAGGAAUAUCAUCAAUUUGUUUCACUUCAUACCAAAUGUUGAGUCAUUAAAUACAUAAAUGUUG
Messenger RNA from Pseudoliparis swirei, 3120 nucleotides. It is a transcript of the gene mcoln2, whose product is annotated as mucolipin TRP cation channel 2. NCBI's taxonomy places the organism in Eukaryota, Metazoa, Chordata, Actinopteri, Perciformes, Liparidae. Bases 123 to 1793 code for a protein of 556 amino acids. Gene Ontology annotation, molecular function: NAADP-sensitive calcium-release channel activity. The record is from RefSeq and is a predicted model, not a curated record. The transcript has 14 exons. Gene Ontology annotation, cellular component: membrane.